Molecule: messenger RNA, 2322 nt
Organism: Mucor mucedo
Lineage: Eukaryota; Fungi; Mucoromycota; Mucoromycetes; Mucorales; Mucoraceae
Product: Muniscin C-terminal mu homology domain-containing protein
Exons: 11
Coding region: 157-2322 (721 amino acids)
Biological process (GO): septin cytoskeleton organization
Cellular component (GO): cytoplasm; cell division site; plasma membrane
Source: RefSeq, a predicted model, not a curated record
UGUGGAAAAAAAAAGAAGGGACAAAGAGGGGGAGGCAAAAAAAGAGCCUUAGCCCAACUUAAAGGCCCGUGCGUGACGUUUCUUUCCAAUUAGCAUCAUUUUCCUUUUAUUUUUCAUUUUCUCUUUCCUUUUUAUUCCUUCCUUUUGCUAAUUACAAUGUCGCAUUCCACUGCCUAUGUUGACGCAUUCCUGACAAAAAAACCUAAAGAGGGUAUUCAUAUUGUUCAAAGUAGACUCAAGGAUAUUAUGACACUUGAUACAGAACUUGCCGAAUAUUUUAAAGAAAGAGCUGAAAUUGAAGAUAAUUACGCAAAGAGUUUAGCUAAAGCAUCCAAACGAUUGUACACCACCGAUCCAAGCGUCUUAGGUCACUUUGCUCCCGUUUGGGAUUUACUGCUAAAAGAGUACAACCAAAUCGCCAAUUGUCAUUCUGAAAUGGCAUACAAAAUCACCCAACAAAUCGAAAGACCACUAAGAUCACCACCCUCCGAUGAUUAUGAUAAACUACAACAGAUGGAGCCCUUUAUUCAUUCGUUAGAAAGCAAGAAUAAACUGUCUUCGGUGAAAGGAUCCAUCUUUAAAAAAUCACAAAGUAGCAAAUCCAAUUGGGAAAAUGAAGGAGUCGAUUAUUUAAACUUGUCUCAGGGAAUUGACGAAGCGCGGUUGAAUAGAUUAAAAUCUUCUGUCCAACAAUUCGAGCAAAUUCAAUGUGACCAAUUACAGAAAAGAUUGUCCUUGGCCAAUACCACUUUAAUCGCCACUGACAAAUUUGAUAUUCAACACGAUAUUCAGGAUUUCUGCUCAGAAAGAGGAAAAGGACUCAUGACAAUUGCACGUCCUUCUCAGCCCAGAAAUAGCGUUUCGCAUGAUUCUCUACGUUCCACAACAUCUUCUACAAACAAAUUCAAAUCCGUAUUCAUGAAAAAGAAAAAACAUAGUAAAUUGGACGGUGAAGAUGGUCAAUCACAAGACUCCUAUUCUCCCAUGGAUAACCAAUUUGCUACAGAUUAUCAUCAAUCACCAUCAGAUACAAUUCCUGUUGCACCCAUCAUGAACGAUACCAACAAUACUCAUUUAGUCGAUUCAGAAGGUUAUUCAGUGCCUACCACAACAGGUCAAUUCCCUACCAUCGCAUCCGAUAUCUCAUCUCGUAAUACUUCAGACGAUGUAGACUCGGAUUUCCAAAGCCUUAAAUUAAACCAAAAGUUACAAAUCAAUAUCAAGGACAGUGCCCUAAAAGAAGAGUCUUCCGAAAGUAAUGAAUCAUUCACCAAGGUUGCUAGCAUGUUGCGUGAGCGUACACCUACUAUCACAAGAAAACCGAGGGGAAGAAGAGAAAGUUCCAUGCUUAGAUCUCAGACAGACUCUUCACUUUAUAGCACAUACAAUGAUUCAUCCAAUAAUAUGAACCGCAGUAGUUCCAUGUUAUCCAUGUCGUCCAUGGAUACUGGCAAUUCCAACCCCUUCUUACAACAACAACAGCCCAUGGUAACCGAGUCUGCUCCGUACACCAGCUCUCCUCAACUCUUGCACCAUUCUCCCGUCACACUAGUCGACUCGCCAAUGACUACCACAAACAACAGUUGGCAACUUCAACCCAUUCUGGAAGACCAAAAUCCAGAAGUUCAUAUCUCUAUCCAUGAAAAGACUAGUAUGAUAGAUGCGUACCAUCGAAUGCAUGUCAAAGGACAGGUCUCAUUGACGUACACUGGAUCUACGCAAACACCCAUACUUUUAGCUGCUUCACAUCUGGAGGGCCUUCAACAAUUAAUACCAAAUCCUCAGUAUAUCUCGGUAGCCACAGACCAUUUCAUAUUAGAUACAUCACAUUUUCCUCAAGGUCAACCCGUCCCAUGUUUCACCUAUGAGGUUGAGUUAAAUGGCGAUGGUCGGUUAGCCCUGCCGCUGUAUUUAUCUCCCUCGUGGAAAUGCACAGAUGGUGUGACGUACUUGAUGAUCAAGCAUUCCCAGCAACAGCAGCAGUCUUUGGAUAAACUAAAGGGAUCCAUUCAUGUAUUUUACAAUCAUGUGACAAAUGUCCAAAGCACACCUCAGGGUAUCUGGGACAUGAGUAAGAACCGUUUAACAUGGCAUCUCAAAGAUUUAAUCGAACAAUAUCAUAAAGAAAAGGAACCACCACGAUUACUUGCUAAAUUCUUUCUUGAUGAGGACAAGAGGGUGGGAACAUCCCAACCUGUUUACUUUAAUUAUCUUCAAAAGGAUGUUUCCGCCACUGGAUUUUCUAUCCGUGUAUUAGAGGGUUCAUCUAUCAAACAAACUUUAGAAACACUUGUUCAAUCUGAAAACAUUAUUUUACAUUAA